Messenger RNA from Macrosteles quadrilineatus (aster leafhopper), 1521 nucleotides. Its product is annotated as beta-1,3-glucan-binding protein-like. Gene Ontology annotation, biological process: carbohydrate metabolic process. Gene Ontology annotation, molecular function: carbohydrate binding; hydrolase activity, hydrolyzing O-glycosyl compounds. Bases 85 to 1458 code for a protein of 457 amino acids. The transcript has 10 exons. NCBI's taxonomy places the organism in Eukaryota, Metazoa, Arthropoda, Insecta, Hemiptera, Cicadellidae. The record is from RefSeq and is a predicted model, not a curated record.
CAUAUCAGCUGGUUGGUAGUUGGUAUAAUCAGCUGAUUUUAGUCAAAUCUAACCCCUCAGUCAGAUGAGUUGUUUUGUGUAACAAUGAGCAACUUGGUUUGUCAUGUUUUAGCACUCACUGCAUUACUUUGUGGUGUACAAAGUCAAAGAUACAUUGUGCCCGAGGCAUCUUUGGAAUUUCUUAGUCCAAGAGGGUUAAGGAUUUCUAUACCAGAUGAUGACCCAGAAAUCAAACUCGUUGCUUACCAUAUCAACAUAAAUGAAGAGUUCCAAGGGCUCCAGCAUGGACAAUUCGGAGUGGACAUCACCAAGAAGAGAAAUGGAAGAUGGAGUUAUUACAUCCCUGAGUUUCAAGUGAAAAAGGGAGAUGUCAUAUAUUACUGGAUACACGUCAUAGUGGACAAGCUAGCCUAUAAUGGGCUAGACCGAGAAUAUAGGGUGACGAUGAACAAUCCGCACAACAAACCAGACGAAUUCAUACCUGAUAGGAUCCCGGAUCCUUCGUGCCGUCCCACCAAGACCACUCGAGAUGGAAACACAGUUUCUGUAUGUGGUGGAGACGUACUUCUCAACAAAAAAUUCAAUGACAUGAAGGGAUGGAGGCAUCAAGUGACAAUAGGGGGAGAUUCACCUGAAGACGAGUUUAUGGUUUUCACAAAAGAUACAUCCAACAGUUGGUUGGACAAUGGGAAAUUGAUGAUUAAACCCACACUGUUGGAGGACAAAUCCAACGAUUCCUUUGUGAGGAGUGGAGAAUAUUUACUGGAAGGUUGUACUUCCAAUGUAGCCCAGCAAUGUCACCGCCAAGCCAUCCGUUAUCUGAUUCUUCCCCCGAUCAUGUCCGCAAGACUCUCUACCAAAGACAAACUAAGUUUCCGAUACGGAACUGUUGAAAUCAAAGCCAAAUUGCCACAAGGGAAAUGGAUUGUACCGGAACUGUGGCUGGAGCCAGUGAACGGUCCGGCCUCAGAGAGGGUGGUGGUUGGUCUGUCUCGGGGCAACAUGGAUGACUCCGAGUUUGGAUGGAAAACGUUGGAGGCCGGAGUAACAGGAGCUCAGUCAUCCUUGGGGAAGAAAACUCAGGAUACUCCUUGGGCGCAGGACUUUCACACGUUCAAAAUUGUCUGGACACCAGAUCAAAUUACAUUUACUGUAGACAAUGAAGAGGUUCACCAAAUGCGAACUGUGAAUUUUUCAGUCUUAUCUAAGGAGGUUCACAUUUCACUCGGAGUUCAUGUGGCGGGAAAUCGAGACUUUCCUGACAGUAUCCCCAACAAACCCUGGAAAAACACAGAUCCUAAAAAUCUAACAUGGGUGGACUAUCCGAAGUAUAUAAUUGACACUUACUACAAACUAGAGAGAUUUCUUCGAUUUUGGGAUGACAAAGCCAGCUGGUAUCCAAGUUGGAAUGACGCUUCCUCACUUCAAGUUGAAUAUGUCAAAGUCACAGCUUUAUAGAGAUAGUUCCAAAACUAUAUGAUAUUUUAUACUAUUUAUAAUAAAUAUACAAUACUUUCCUUA